AUGGGUUCGACGCAAUUCGGCAAUUUCCACGACUUUUGUCGCGACUCGACACUGCCCGUCUGCAACCUGUUCAAGGUCAAUCAGCCCCCGAACCUGCAUUACAACGGGUGUCCGCUUUAUGGCAUUAAACUCAGCGGCGAUCGCUACCUCGCCAAUCUUGGCUCCAUUCUACUGGCUUUCAUUGCGAUCCUGGUUUCGGUGGUUUUGAUAUGGAGGUCGGAAAGGAAGCAUGCCGCUGUCGGGCGCCGGGAGAUGCAAUUGUUCCUGAUUGGGUUCAUUGUGAUUGAGAUUUGUGAGAUCUUCACAGUGGGUGGUAUUCCACUUGAGGAUUCGGUUCGAAAGGGUUUCUCGGCCGUUCAUAUUGCGUCUAUCACUGCGACUUGCUGGAUUUUGCUCAUGAAUGCGCUUGUGGGCUUUCAAUUGCUCGAUGAUGGUACCCCUGCUUCGAUCGGCUUGGUUUGUGGCUCUGCGGUCGUGCUCUUUGUUGGUACCGGCUACAUUGCUCUCGACACGGCAUUCGAUUGGACUGGCCACUUUGCGCCAAGCCACGCGGACCCAAAUAGGAAUAUCGGACUCUACGUCCUAUACCAGCUCUUCCCGCUGGUCUGCCUAUUCCUGUUCUACGUCCUAGAGGCUGUCCUGGUGUUGCGCGUGCUGGGCGAGUUCCGACCAAUGUUCUAUCUCACCGGCGCAACCCUGCUAUUUGCCAUUGGUCAGAUCUUCCAAUACGUGAUCAGCGUCCACCUGUGCGAAGCCUCCAACUCCAAGAUCAACGGCGCCCUUUUCGAGACGCUAUUCACCCUCCUCGCUGUCACCGGAAUCUGGACUUUCUGGAGCAGCAUCACAGAAGAUGACUGGCCCCUGCCCACCACCGGCGGUUACAACUAA
Molecule: messenger RNA, 888 nt
Organism: Penicillium maclennaniae
Lineage: Eukaryota; Fungi; Ascomycota; Eurotiomycetes; Eurotiales; Aspergillaceae
Product: chitin synthase export chaperone
Exons: 7
Coding region: 1-888 (295 amino acids)
Biological process (GO): protein folding
Cellular component (GO): endoplasmic reticulum membrane
Source: RefSeq, a predicted model, not a curated record